Molecule: messenger RNA, 1083 nt
Organism: Aspergillus steynii IBT 23096
Lineage: Eukaryota; Fungi; Ascomycota; Eurotiomycetes; Eurotiales; Aspergillaceae
Product: 3,4-dihydroxy-2-butanone-4-phosphate synthase RIB3
Exons: 3
Coding region: 1-696 (231 amino acids)
Biological process (GO): riboflavin biosynthetic process; aerobic respiration
Cellular component (GO): cytosol; mitochondrial intermembrane space
Molecular function (GO): 3,4-dihydroxy-2-butanone-4-phosphate synthase activity
Source: RefSeq, a predicted model, not a curated record
AUGCCUUCUCCGACCGAGCCUGUUCACCAAUUUGAUUCCAUUGAGGAUACAAUUACUGCUUUUAAGAAUGGAGAGUUCAUAAUUGUUCUCGAUUCCCAAGACCGGGAGAACGAGGGAGACCUCAUCAUUGCUGCUGAGUCGAUCACGGACGCUCAGAUGGCGUUUCUGGUCCGCUAUACAAGCGGCCUGAUCUGCGCACCUAUCACCCCCGCAAUCGCUACCCGACUGGCCCUGCCUCAGAUGGUCGUUGAAAACGCCGACCCCAAGGGAACUGCCUACACGAUCUCCAUCGACUCGAGCGACCCCUCCGUCACAACUGGUAUCUCCGCCCAGGACCGCGCGCUCGCAUGCAGAACCCUCGCCUCCCCGUCCGCUCGUAUCGACGAUUUCCGGAGACCCGGCCACAUCAUCCCCCUGCAGGCCAAGGCCGGUGGAGUGCGCGAACGGAGAGGACACACCGAGGCCGCGGUCGAGUUCUGUCGUCUGGCAGGGAAAUCCCCGGCCGGUGUGAUUGCCGAGUUGGUGGAGGAUGGCGAGCUGACCGAGGGGGUUCCCGAGAUCUGCGGAAACAAUGGCAUGAUGCGCCGCGAUGGAUGUUUGAAGUUCGGGAAGAAAUGGGGCAUCAAGGUAUGCACGAUUGAAGAUUUGGUGGAGUACGUUGAGAAGACGGAGGGUGUGACGAAUGGGAAACAUUGACUGGUGGGUUGAGUUGAGGUUUUAUGAAUUUCUUUUUCUUUCUCCCUCUUGUUCUUUCUUUGCAUAUAGUAUAUUGUUUUUCGCAUUGUUUGACUGAGCUUCUCAUACUCAUGGAUUUCUGGAUAGUAUUCGUUUCAUACUUAUCUUUUUUUAGAGCCAUUUGAUUAAACUGUGUUAUUUCUUUGUGAUAUUUUCUUUUCACCUUCUUUCUGGGUUUCUUGCUACCUUCAGUCUUAUCUCGUCUCCUCUCUUUUUUCUCAUCUCUUGUUCUGUUGUCCCGGAUAGAAAAGGACGAGACGACCGGGAGAAAAUCGGAGUGGGAAAAAAGGACUGGUCUUCCGUUUGGGCGCUUUUAAGAUAGAACAGAAAUAGACAAAGGAAUUUAAC